Molecule: messenger RNA, 311 nt
Organism: Racocetra fulgida
Lineage: Eukaryota; Fungi; Glomeromycota; Glomeromycetes; Diversisporales; Gigasporaceae
Source: the annotation of a GenBank genome assembly
AUGAAUUGAAAACUGAAUUUAAUAAUUGGAUUAAUGGACUAAAAGUAUUUCCGCAAAGAGACCAUUAUGUUUAUAUUGAUAUAAGAAAUAAUGAAGUCUUUCGGGGUCCACCUAACAAAACAACAAAUGCCAUGCAUCCUGGUCCGAAAGAUUUAGGUGGUCCUGUAUUUCUUUAUACUCCAGAGAAUUUGGGUCUUGUAGAUCUAUUUGGCAUACAAGUUACUUCAAGUUCCCAACUUACUGCUGCUCUACCAUAUGAAAUUAUUCAGGAUAUAACUGGAUAUACUCUUUAUGAUGGAAAUAACAAUUAA